UUUUGACCCGCAAGGAAGGGGGAAAAUUUUGAAAAGCUUCCAUAUGAUGAGAGUUACUUUCAUCUUCAGUGUGACUGUCUCUUAAUGUCCUCUGAUGUUCAUCUGGGAGAAGACAUUAUGUGACAUCCCUAGAGAUCUUGAUGAGGUUGUGAGAGAGAGUCCUGCAGCAUGCCGACGGUCAUCUUGCUGGACCUGUCCCUGUCCAUGACUCGACCCAUCGUGUCUGGAGACAAUGACUUCCAGCGGAAACACCUGGCCAUCCAGGGGGUCAGCACCCUGCUGGACUACCUGGCAGCACACAACCGGCUGGAGUUCACGGCCCUGGUGGCCUUCUCCUCCCUCUGGGAGCUGGUCGUGCCGUUCACCAGGGACUACAAGGAGCUUAAGGAGGGGCUGAACAGGAUGGACGACUACGACAAGACUUGUAUCGAGACAGGACUGGCAGGUGUCAGUCAAAUAGUGAUGGACGAGUGGGGAGUGGGCCUGCCCUGUCAGGUUGUCCUGGUGACUGAUGGGAGUCCAGGGGUAGGGAAGGGGUCGCUGAAGGAGUCCUUGGAGAGAUUCUACAGCUCCCAGCAGCACCAUGAUGACCUGCCUACAGAGGGGGAGGAGUUCCCACUCCCCUUCCCCUUCCCAUCCAAACUUCACCUGGUGUGCCUGGCCACCCCCCCUGAGGUGCAGGGGGUGUUGGGGCAGUUACAGAGGCUGGUGGACAUCAAUGGGGGUGCAGGGGGGGUAUACCUGCCAGAGGGGGAACUCAACAUGACAACCUGUCAAGCUCUUUUCAGCAAACUAGCUGAGACCCAGUUCCCGUCCGUGACAUGGACGUUGAAGUGCGGCCACAUGAGCUCGGAGGUCCAGGCCGUGCCUGUUGUGGAGACCUUCAAGAAAACGUAUGACUCCGGUCCCGUGGUGCGAGAACCAUCGCAGGAGAUGGAGAUUCUUGGGUUCUUGGACUCUAAGGACAUCGCCAGUCCUGCAGUGAUAUCCAGGCACCUUGUUCUGCCAAAGCCUACAAAAACAGAGAAAGACGUGUCAGAAGGAGGGGGCGGAGCUUCAGCCGAGGGAGAUGGGGAUACUGCAGAGCAUGAUGGGAAGGCUCCAUCUUUCUGUGUCCUCCUUCAUGGCAGUUUGAAAGUGGAGAGUAUGGUUGCCCUUGUCCAACUUGGUGAGAGCUGGUACGGGUUCCUGUACUCCUGGGCAGACAGUAAGAAGAAGUCCAACCUGAUGCUGUCUGUGCUGGAGCCGGGGGAAGAUGCCGUGUCGUGGCUGGGGAAGAUCAGUCAGCUCGGCCCGGUGGCCUCCAGCCCACACAAUCCUUAUGGGGAAGACGACACCACGAGUCCCUAUCCUGUACGCCAUGCAGACAAGCGCAGCUACGCACAGAACACCACCGUUUGGAUCAAACCCAGUGGGCUACAGACCGAUGUGCAGAAAAUAUUAAGGAAUGCAAGAAAACUUCCUGACAAGCAGCAGACUUUCUAUAAGGAACUAAACAGGUUAAGAAAAGCUGCCUUGUCGUUUGGGUUUGUGGACCUGUUGGAAGGCAUGUCGGCCAUGUUGGAGAGGGAGUGCACCCUACUGCCUGGAACAGCCCACCCAGAUGCAGCUCUGCAGCUGACACAUGCAGCCAAGGAGCUGAGACUGGCCAUUAACAAGGAUUAUGAUGACAACAUUGCACCUCUGCAGACACAUUUCAGUAAAUCAGACAAUGACUGACAGGUCUCAGUCUGUUGUACUGUUACUUUUGAUAGUCAUAGCUUUAGGUCUUGCAUUUGUACAUUCCAUGUGAUUUAGUCACAAGGUCUUAAUUUUCCCUUGAUGUUUGAAUCCCCAGUUUAGAUACAUUUGUAAGCACCUGUGUUUUUAAGUUACUUGCAACAACAAACAACAGUUUGCAGUAAGCCCGCAUGCCAGUUUGGUAAGAGUACAUGCUUCUUAUCCUUACACUGAUAUACAUUGGUCAAAAACUUGGUUGGGACCUCUACACAGGUUAUUACGCCUCCUACCAAAACAUGUUAGUACUGCAUGGCAUGGACCUCAGCCUCCUAUCAGAGUAUACUGAGCAGAUCACAUACUUGUAGUACCUCUGUCAAAUGAACAAGUAAAUAUUGGGAAAGCAAUCAGUAACAAGUGGCUGUCAGUUGCAUGUAGUUGAGAAAAUAAAGCAACAUUAACAGCUGCUACCCAAGCUGCACAUACAACUUACAAGUACAUGUAUUA
Molecule: messenger RNA, 2223 nt
Organism: Branchiostoma belcheri (Belcher's lancelet)
Lineage: Eukaryota; Metazoa; Chordata; Leptocardii; Amphioxiformes; Branchiostomatidae
Product: von Willebrand factor A domain-containing protein 9-like
Exons: 9
Coding region: 169-1719 (516 amino acids)
Biological process (GO): snRNA 3'-end processing
Cellular component (GO): integrator complex
Source: RefSeq, a predicted model, not a curated record